GAGAAUUCUUAAAUGAAUCAUGAAUCAUGAGUUGGCAACAUUGAGCACAUUUGUUUUUGUUUUUGUACAAGUCGCAAGAACGCAAGAAGGCCGGCAGCGUGCGUUUUUACUAUUCAUCACAAUGAAUAUUUUUGCCGAAAAAAGUUUAUUCCUGAUGCGAGGGCGAUUUGUUUCAAGCGGGUUGUUAUUUAAAUUUAGCACAAGCCAAUGCUUUUUUGAUAAGCCCAAUAAAUUAUAUUUGAAAUCCAAAAAGAGGGGCACAUCUUCAGAUGCGUGGCUACGGAGGCAACUAUCUGACCCUUAUGUCAAAUGGGCUCAAGUAGAGCAAUAUAGGUGUAGAAGUGCCUUCAAAUUGAUCGAAAUGGAUGACAAGCACAAGUUUUUGUUUCCUGGCAUGAAUAUAAUUGAUUGUGGAGCAGCUCCAGGCAGCUGGACACAAGUUCUUGUCAAAAGGUGUAAUUCAAACCUAGACGAUGCAAGCCGUGCCCAAGGAAAAGUCGUUUCUGUUGACAUUAAAGACUUUACUGAAGUCGAAGGUGCUCAAAUUUUACCAAACAGUGAUUUUACUAGUCUUGAAACGCAGAAGUCUGUCCUCAAACUCUUAAAUCCAUCUGGUGGAAUAGACGGUGUAGUCAGUGACAUGGCUCCUUCGGCAACUGGAUUUCAAGAAAUGGAUCACGAAAGCAUAGUGAAACUUUCCUAUUCAGCACUGAGGUUUUCUUUGAAAAUAUCCAAAGUAGGUGGAUUUUUUCUUACAAAAAUUUGGGAAGGUGCGUUAAGAUCUAAAUUUGAAAAAGACCUUCAACUUUAUUACAAUCGAGUGCAAGUAGUCAAGCCUAAAUCCAGCAGAUCGGACAGUGCAGAAAUUUUCUUGUUGGCUCGUGAUUUCAAAGGCUUAAAGACAAAAUGUGAUAGUACAUAGUUCUGAGUUA
Messenger RNA from Neocloeon triangulifer, 932 nucleotides. RefSeq names its product rRNA methyltransferase 2, mitochondrial (gene Mrm2). Gene Ontology annotation, molecular function: rRNA (uridine-2'-O-ribose)-methyltransferase activity. The record is from RefSeq and is a predicted model, not a curated record. Lineage: Eukaryota; Metazoa; Arthropoda; Insecta; Ephemeroptera; Baetidae. Gene Ontology annotation, biological process: RNA methylation. Gene Ontology annotation, cellular component: mitochondrion. The transcript is spliced from 5 exons. The coding region runs from base 20 to 922 and encodes 300 amino acids.